Molecule: messenger RNA, 1293 nt
Organism: Trichomonas vaginalis G3
Lineage: Eukaryota; Parabasalia; Trichomonadida; Trichomonadidae
Product: H4K20me3 modified histone binding
Exons: 1
Coding region: 1-1293 (430 amino acids)
Biological process (GO): rRNA processing
Cellular component (GO): nucleus
Molecular function (GO): protein binding
Source: RefSeq, a predicted model, not a curated record
AUGAUCACUGCUCUUGCUUGGAUUCCACGUGGUGUUACUCCAGCACGUUUGCAGCGUGCAGAUGACGACGAAGAGAUGGUUAACAAAUAUCUUGCUGUAAUUGAAGGCGAUCAAAAGCCAAAGCAAGAGGAUGAACAUCCAAUUUCAGCAGAAGAUGCUGAAAUUAUUGCUAAAUACGACUUAGAUCAUUACGAUGAUGAGCCAGUCAAGACAAAUGAAGACUUUGGCAUUGUCGAGAAUGAUCCUUAUUUCGUACAAAAAUCAAAACAAGAGGAAGAAGAUGCUGAAGACAUCAUCAAACCAACAGACUAUCUUAUCUGCAUUGGUAAAUCCAUUGAACCAGAUUCAAGCCUUGAAGUUCAUAUUUUCGACGAUACAGAAAAAGCAUUUUAUCCACAUCACGAAAUUAUGAUUCCAUCAUUCCCACUUUCCAUUUGCUGGAUGGAUGGUGCUCCAGGCAAUAACGAAAAAGGCUCCUUCUGCGCUGUAUCUACAAUGCUUCAUCACAUCGAGAUCUGGAAUAUGAACAUUCUCGAAAGUACUAUUCCAUGUGCAUGGCUUCAGCAUCAUCAUGAUGCUGUUCCAACCCUCUCAUGGAACCCUCUCCAACCACGCGCAUUACUUUCCGCCUCCAUUGAUGGCACAGCCGCCAUCUGGCACCUUGACGCGCUCAGGACGGCUGCUGUCUUCAACUUAGGACAGCCACGUGCCGAGGGAACACCAUACUCCCAAGGCAAAUCAGCCGAGUGGAACCCGAAGCAGCGUUCUAUCUUCGGUGUCGGUACAAACGAAGGUGUCUUCGGAUACGAUGCUCGCAGUGGCUUAACAUGGUCAAGCCUCGAUGGCGAGAGCAUAGACACAUUCUCAUGGCUGAACGAUGGAUACCAAUUUUUAUCUUCCACAGAAGAAGGCAAAGUUUUCUGGUACGAUUCAAGAGAUCCAUCUAAGCCUGUUCAAGUCCUUGAGAACCACAAUGGCUCUGUCACAGGCAUCGCUGUUUCAAGAUACCAGCCAAGAACAAUCGUCGCUACAACAGAUAUCAAAGGUUCAGCAAUGAUUUGGGAUUUGACAAGUGGAACAGCCGUUCUCAACCAGAGAGCAAAUAUGGGAAUUGGCGAAUUGUUCGGCUGCCAGUUCUGUCCAGAUAAACCACUCCUGCUCGCUAUCGGUGGUUCUUCUGCUGAAACAGCAAUCUGGGAUGUUGAGGAGGAUCUCGACCAGGAUAUCGACCCAGAUGCGGACAGACCAAAGGGACAAUUAGCUCAGGAGGAUGAAGAAGAUGAUGAUGAGUAA